Molecule: messenger RNA, 2166 nt
Organism: Colletotrichum graminicola M1.001
Lineage: Eukaryota; Fungi; Ascomycota; Sordariomycetes; Glomerellales; Glomerellaceae
Exons: 1
Coding region: 1-2166 (721 amino acids)
Molecular function (GO): 5'-3' DNA helicase activity
Source: RefSeq, a predicted model, not a curated record
AUGAAGUGGAAAGCAGUUCGCGCGACUCCACCCACCGACGCGUCCUCCGGUUACAUCUACUUCAUCGCCUGGGUGCCUCGGGAGGAAGAAUGGCCAUCAGAUGACGAAGCUCCUCCAAUCAAGGUUGACAUCCCCGUCCCUCACGGUUUCGAACAAAUGAAGAAUAUAGGGUCUUUGAUCAACACGGCGGAGAAGAAAUUUAGGGUCCGAGUCCAUUACAAGCCAAACCCGGCGACCACCCAGAUGGAAAUGGGCUCUGUCUGCCUCGCAACAUCCGCCGAGUCAGGAACCGACCUGGCCGCCCGCUGGGCGUACGCCCAGAAAUUUGACCCGGCCUCCAUCCCCAAAGACUCCGCUGUGCGCACCGUCAACUUCCACGAGCGCUUUCCCGCCGUUGGCCGCCUCGCCUUCCGCGAGGACGAGAAACCCCAGCAAAGCCUGUUCCAGAAACUCCGUGCCGUCCCUGCAGGCAUCGCAAUGUACACUGGUGGUCCUGGGUCUGGCAAGACGACGUUCGCUGCUCGCAUUGCCGCUGCUGUCGCCGAGGGAGGGGACAAGGCGAUGUGGACCAUCCACAGCAACGAACUUUGCGACGACGCUGUUAGGUCCCUGAAGGAACAGAAUGUCAAAAAGCCGGAUGGCAGGAGCAUGAGUAUCGGCCGUCUUCCCACAUGGAUAACUAUGAAGAAGGCCCUCUGUCAAGUCGCUCACACCGCCGCAAAGCAUCGUGAAGCUUCCAGACGUAAACGAAAUGGCCCCUCGGCUGGCCGCACCGUCGCCUCCCACAUCGGCAUAUUCCUAUCGCGCCUGAGCCAAGGUCUUCAUGACCGCACUAUCAAAAUUGUGCCAGGUUCUGUUACGGAAAGGGCCAUUGCCAUUGCACGGGCCAAUGAGCCGCAUUUCGCGAAGUUCUGGAUGUCUGAGCCUGGAUCUCCAGAGUGGGAGGCUGGCUGUGCACAUAUCAUAAGUGUGGCCGUGGACGAUUUCGACAUCCUCGUCGGGACGCCUUUUGCCGCCGGACAACUUGGCCGCAGGGCCGCCACCACGCUCGUCAGGCCAACACCAUCUUGGAAGCCAUGGGAGCCUGCUCUUCUUAUUAUUGACGAAGCCGGUCGCAUCCCCGAAGCCCAAUGGUGGAUCCCCCUUUCCGUUUUCCCUGACGCCUGCGUCCUCACCAUGGGGGACACCCGCCAGUUCAAACCCCUAGCUAUGAGCGUCAGCGAAGACAGACACCGCGAGAAAUUCCAGACUAGUCGUCACCUUACCGACGUUCUCAACUGGCGCUGUGUAUUCGGCGUCCAGCGGACUGUCUCGCUCCUGCACCGCGCUGAGAGCAACAGCCAGAUCCUGGGCAACCUCUCCAGCAACCGCCGCAACCGCGGAGACAUUGCCAACUGGGCCAAGAAGCAUAUAUACCCUGGCGAAAUGCGCAUAAUCUACCCACUGGCGGAAGAUCGCUCGGCUCAGAUAUACCUCCAUUUCAUGAAGUGGGUCUUUCCCAAGGACGCCAUCAAUUCCAAUUCGGUAGCCGUCGACGUGCGCUACACGGAGUCGUGCAAGCACAACCUGAGCUCCGUCAACCCGGGGAACCGCAACUUUGCAUGGUGGAUCGUCUAUAUGGCGUUCCAGUACAAGCUCCCGAACCUCAGAACCAAGGGCCAGCUUGCCGACAUCAUGAUCGUGACGCCGUACAGCGCCCAGCACGGCGGCUAUAAGGAUGAGGUCAUCGAGAUGGGAGAGUCUGGCAUCAUCAAGAGCAAGAUCACCAUCCGGACCAUCGACAACGCCAUGAGUGCCGAGGCGGACCUUGUGAUAUUCGACUCUGUCCGCACGUCGGGCGGCAUCGGCUUCUUGGAAGACCAAGAGCGCAUGGCCGUUGCCGCGACCCGAGCCCGCGGCGGCGCCAUCACGUUCUUCAAUAGUGACAACAUCAAGACGAAGCAAACGCGCGGCGACUCGCUGGACAAUCCGUUCGCUUCCUACGUCCUCUCUCACAAGACACUUUUAAGGUCGAAGCAAGCGUGGUCUCGCCGUUGCGUGGUAUGUGACGGGCCACAUCACGAGCGGUUCUGUAUGCCAGGUAGACCAGCUGUAGACAGAUACGAAAAACGGGGAGAUGAGGAGAUGAAGGCUGCGGCUGGUGCCGCUUCGCCUUUGGUGGAUUAG